Messenger RNA from Suncus etruscus (white-toothed pygmy shrew), 168 nucleotides. It is a transcript of the gene TNP1, whose product is annotated as transition protein 1. The record is from RefSeq and is a predicted model, not a curated record. Gene Ontology annotation, molecular function: DNA binding. The coding region runs from base 1 to 168 and encodes 55 amino acids. NCBI's taxonomy places the organism in Eukaryota, Metazoa, Chordata, Mammalia, Eulipotyphla, Soricidae. The transcript has 2 exons. Gene Ontology annotation, biological process: spermatid nucleus elongation; spermatogenesis; chromatin remodeling. Gene Ontology annotation, cellular component: nucleosome; male germ cell nucleus.
AUGUCGACCAGCCACAAAUUAAAGAGCCGUGGCAUGAGGAAAAGCAAGAGCAGAUCUCCUCACAAGGGAGUCAAGAGAGGUGGCAGCAAAAGAAAAUACCGAAAAAGCAGCAACAAGAGCAGAAAACGGGGCGAUGAUGCCAGUCGCAACAACCGCUCCCACUUAUGA